Molecule: messenger RNA, 1318 nt
Organism: Cajanus cajan (pigeon pea)
Lineage: Eukaryota; Viridiplantae; Streptophyta; Magnoliopsida; Fabales; Fabaceae
Gene: EXL3
Product: EXORDIUM like 3
Source: RefSeq, a predicted model, not a curated record
ACGAAUAAGCUUUUUGGGAUGUCUAUAAUAUAAAGAACCUUCGCCCACUCAAACAUCACGUUUCGUACUCACCUCACCCAAAAAAUGUGCCCAACCCCAUCGCCGCUCCUCCCCCUUCUCCUCCUCCUCCUCGCCGUGGCUCCGGCCUCGGCAUGGCGUCCGUGGCCGCCGCGCAACAACAAAAUGAACACCACCGAUUACGCCUUCGGAGACUCCAAGAAAUACGAGGGUUCCUCGGAGUUCGUGAAGCUGAGGUACCACAUGGGACCGGUUCUCACCAGCAACAUCACCGUCCACACCAUCUGGUACGGAAAAUGGGAGAAAAGGCAGAAGAAGAUCAUCCGCGAGUUCAUCAACUCAAUCUCGGCAACGGCGGCGCCGCACCCAUCGGUGGCCGGGUGGUGGCGCACCGUGGAGCUGUACACGGACCAGACCGGAUCCAACAUUUCGAAAACGGUCCGGCUGGGGGAGGAGAAAAACGACCGGUUGUACUCGCACGGGAAAUCCCUGAGCCGUCUCUGGAUCCAGUCGGUAAUAAAGAGCGCCAUCACAGCGAAAACGAGGCCCUUGCCGAUUAACCCUCGGAGCGGGUUAUAUCUUGUGCUGACAGCCGAUGACGUGUACGUGCAGGACUUCUGCACGUCGGUGUGUGGGUUCCACUACUUCACGUUUCCCUCGCUGGUGGGUUACACGCUCCCCUACGCCUGGGUGGGUAACUCCGCCAGGUUCUGCCCCGGGCAGUGCGCCUACCCCUUCGCCGUCCCCCCCUACAUCCCCAACCGAAAGCCCUUCAAGUCCCCUAACUCCGACGUUGGAGUCGACGGCAUGAUCAGCGUCAUUGGCCACGAGAUGGCUGAGCUUGCCACCAACCCCCUCGCCAACGCUUGGUACGCCGGCCAGGACCCCUCUUUCCCCGUCGAGAUUGCCGAUCUCUGCGAGGGCAUUUACGGCACCGGCGGCGGUGGCUCCUACACCGGCCAGGUCCUCGACGCUCGAGAUGGCGCCACGUAUAACAUGAAUGGCAUCCGACGGCGCUUCCUCGUUCAGUGGGUGUGGAGCCACGUUCUCAAUUACUGUACUGGACCUAAUGCUCUUGAUCACUGAUCACUUAUCACUCUCUGCACCCUAUUUUUCUUUUUCUUUUUCUUUUUCUUUUUCUUUUUGGUACCUUUCCUUUGGGCUUGUGGCUUUUCUGGUAAUUUUGUUAAGCUAGUAGUUAAGUUUGUCCAUUUAUGCAAAUAAUGUAAUUUAUUGUUACUUCAUAUCAUAUAUCUUAUAUCAUAUAUCUUAUAUCAUAUGGAAGGGGAAUCUUGAAUCA